CCACUUUUCCGAUUCAGUGACUCUGUUCAGCAAACCAAUACCAAAAAACCAAUCAUUCCGAUGGAGUUCACGGCGGCGCAGCUGAGUCAGUUCGACGGCACCGACCCGUCGAAGCCCAUCUACGUGGCGAUCAAGGGUCGGGUGUUUGACGUCACCUCCGGCAAGUCCUUCUACGGUCCGGGGGGCUCCUACCCCAUGUUCGCCGGGAAAGACGCAAGCAGAGCUCUGGCGAAGAUGAGCAAGAACGACGAAGACGUCAUCCCUUCACUCGACGGCCUCUCCGACAAGGAGAUCGGGGUGCUCGCCGAUUGGGAGAAGAAGUUCGAGGCUAAGUACCCAGUUACCGGCCGCGUCGUCUCUUAAAUAAAAACUCUGCCUUUUUCUCAGACUUUCGCUUACAACGAGUGACCUAGAA
Linum trigynum is the source of this 415-nucleotide messenger RNA. NCBI's taxonomy places the organism in Eukaryota, Viridiplantae, Streptophyta, Magnoliopsida, Malpighiales, Linaceae. The record is from the annotation of a GenBank genome assembly.